Messenger RNA from Cynara cardunculus var. scolymus (artichoke), 1382 nucleotides. RefSeq names its product fatty acid conjugase FAC2 B-like. The coding region runs from base 26 to 1135 and encodes 369 amino acids. The transcript has a single exon. Gene Ontology annotation, molecular function: oxidoreductase activity. Gene Ontology annotation, biological process: lipid metabolic process. NCBI's taxonomy places the organism in Eukaryota, Viridiplantae, Streptophyta, Magnoliopsida, Asterales, Asteraceae. The record is from RefSeq and is a predicted model, not a curated record.
AUCAUCAUCAUCAUCAUCUAAUCACAUGAAGGUUUUGGAACGAGUUCCGAUCUCAAAACCUCCAUUCGAGUAUAGUGAUCUAAAAAACGCAAUACCAUCACACUGUUUUAAACAAUCUCUUUUUCGUUCGUUUUUUUCCGUUUUCCGAGAUGGUUUAACGAUAAGCAUCCUUUUCUAUGUUGCAUCAAACUACAUUCCUGUUCUCCCUCGAUUUAUUUCCUUCAUAGCAUGGCCUCUAUAUUGGAUUUGCCAAGGUGUUAUGUUUGGUUCUUUGUGGACCCUCGGCCAUGAGUGCGGCCAUCGUGGCUUCAGCGGUUAUUACUGGUUAGAUGAUACAGUUGGUUUUCUCCUUCAUAGUUUCAUCCUCACUCCAUACUUUUCCUUCAAAUACAGUCAUCGUCGCCAUCAUGCCCACACGAAUUCCUUGGAAUAUGAUGAGAUGCAUGUCCCCAAACACAAGUCCAAUAAUUCAUUGCUCGCUAAAAUCCUCGAUAACCCAAUCGGUGUGGCGGUCAGAAUCUUGUGUAGAGUCACUCUUGGAUACCCGUUGUACUUGAUCUUCAACCAUUCAGGACGAAAAUACGAAGGGAUGGCAAGUCAUUUAUACCCACAAAGCCCUAUCUUCAACGACAGCGAACGUGGUCUCAUUUAUUUAUCUGACCUUGGUAUUUUUGUUGUUUUAUAUGCAUAUUAUCGUAUGGUAUUGACCAAAGGGGCAAUUUGGGCAUUUUGCAUCUAUGGAGCUCCAUGGUGUAUUAUGGGUGGUAUCCUGAUCGUGUUGACUUAUUUACAGCACAGUCAUCCUUCGAUUGCUCACUUUGAUUCAACCGAGUGGAAUUGGAUUAGAGGUGCUUUAUCGACCAUCGAUAGAGAUUUAGGGUUUAUGAACAUGAUUGUUCAUGAUGUACCACGUAACCAUGUGGUGCACCAUUUGUUUCCUAGCAUUCCACAUUACCAUGCACUCGAGGCCACCGAGGCCAUCAAGCCAAUCUUAGGUGACUAUUACAAGUAUGAUGGUACUCCGAUCAUGAAGGCAUUAUGGAGAGAAAUGAAGGAGUGCAUUUAUGUUGAAUCCGAUAAUGAUCUGAAGAACACAGGCGUUUAUUGGUUCAAAAGUAUAACCAAAGAGCCAUAGGCCUAUGUAAUAUCUAGAAACCCAAUCUCCAACAAGUCAAGGUUCAAAUCUCACCAAAUAUGGGGUGUAUGUGAGUUUCAUUGGCCAUAUAUAAAUAUCGUAUACUUCAAAUGGGUACGUAUUACUUCAAAGUUGGAAUAAUUUGGGGGAGAUGAACGCCCUCGUGUCAUGCACAUCUUUAUGGUUUUUCUUUAUUGUGUUAUAAUCCUGUGUAUUUGUCAAACUUAUAUAGAACGAAUACGGGUGU